Molecule: messenger RNA, 504 nt
Organism: Mycena indigotica
Lineage: Eukaryota; Fungi; Basidiomycota; Agaricomycetes; Agaricales; Mycenaceae
Exons: 1
Coding region: 1-504 (167 amino acids)
Source: RefSeq, a predicted model, not a curated record
AUGCCGCCCUCGCUUUCCAUUGUCCCGCCACCGAAACAUGUGGUCGCCGCACCACUCCCCUCUCCGCCGUAUAUUCCCGUGCACAGACGGGCCCAGAUGAGUCAGUCCACGCCGCCCACCCCGGGACAGCCGGUGGCACGAGUCUACGUGUUGCUUGACCUCCUCCGACUCCACGAUAGCCCGUUGGUCAAACAAACAAGCGAGGCCGCGCUGGUGAAGCUGCGCAAGCACCCCAAGUAUCGCAUCAUCUCUGCCGAAGGGAAGCAGAAGAGGGAGGCGGCUGCGGAAAACAGACAAAAGAAAAACGAGGCGGGGCAGCCUGAGCCCGAUCGUGUUCAACAGGAGGGCGUUGCGGCGGCCCACACGAUUGGCACCAAGAAAGGUCCGGCAUCUCCGGGCCGACGUCGGCUUACCAAGGGCCGUAAUGUUGGCAGUGGGCGUCGCAAGAUGCAUGCCGACGCUGUUAGUUGCCGACGGGCUGCAAGACCCACCACGUUGGCUUAA